Molecule: messenger RNA, 2756 nt
Organism: Ceratotherium simum simum (southern white rhinoceros)
Lineage: Eukaryota; Metazoa; Chordata; Mammalia; Perissodactyla; Rhinocerotidae
Gene: HPS1
Product: HPS1 biogenesis of lysosomal organelles complex 3 subunit 1
Biological process (GO): melanosome assembly; vesicle-mediated transport
Cellular component (GO): BLOC-3 complex
Molecular function (GO): guanyl-nucleotide exchange factor activity
Source: RefSeq, a predicted model, not a curated record
AGCGCGCCCGCGGGCCCUUGGCACGCCUGCUGGGUGCUGUUUGGCUGUGAUCGCGUUUGCAGGACUGGAGAUGCUAUGCUGCUCUCAUGAGCUGGUCACUGAGUCUGUCUACCAAAGCCCUUUCGGAACCUCUGGCUGUCCAGAAGCUCUGCUGUGCUCCUUGCCAAGAUGAAGUGCGUCUUGGUGGCCACGGAGGGUGCGGAGGUCCUCUUCUACUGGACGGACAAAGAGUUUGAGGAGAGUCUGCGGCUGAAGUUUGGGCAGUCAGAGAAUGAGGGAGAAGAGCUUCCCGCCCUGGAGGACCAGCUCAGCACCCUCCUAGCCCCGGUCAUCAUCUCCUCCAUGACGAUGCUGGAGAAGCUCUCAGACACAUACACCUGCUUCUCGACGGAGAACGGCAACUACCUGUAUGUCCUUCACCUGUUCGGAGAGUGCCUGUUCGUUGCCGUCAAUGGAGACCACACAGAGGGCGAGGGGGACCUGCGGCGGAAGCUGUGCGUGCUCAAGUACCUGUUCGAGGUGCACUUCGGGCUGGUUACCGUGGACGGCCAGCUCAUCCGAAAGGAGCUGCGGCCCCCAGAACUGGAGCAGCGCAUCCAGGUGUGGGAGCACUUCCAGAGCCUGCUGGGGACCUACGGCCGCCUACGGGAGCAGGAGCAGUGCUUUGCUGUGGAGGCCGUGGAGCGGCUGAUUCACCCCCAGCUCUGUGAGCUGUGCAUCGAGGCGCUGGAGCAGGACGUCAUCCAGGCCGUGAACUGCAGCCGCGAGCGGGCCAGCGAGGAGGCCCUGCACGCCCUCCUGCUCGUGCACUCCAAGCUGCUGGCCUUCUACUCCAGCCAUGGCGCCAGCUCCCUGCGCCCAGCCGACCUCCUCGCCCUCAUUCUCCUGGUUCAGGACCUCUACCCCAGCGAGAGCACAGCGGAGGAUGAUGACACUCAGCCUUCCCCAUGGAGGGGCCGGAGCAGCCAGAACAUUCCCGUGCAGCAGGCCUGGAGCCCUCGCUCUACAGGCCGGACCAGGAGGAGUUCUGCAGGGACUGAGACAGACAGCUCCCUCCCUGAGGAGUACUUCACACCGGCUCCUUCUCCUGGGGAGCAGAGUUCAGGUAGCACCGUCUGGCUGGAUGGGGGCACCCCACCCACUGAUACUCCCCAGGUCCAGAUGGCUGAGGACACCCUCCAGACGCUGCUCCCUGGCUCCCCGGGACCUUCCAGCCCCAGAAGGAUUUUCCUGGAUGCCAGUGUGAAAGAGAGCUACUGCCCCAUGGUGCCCCACACCAUGUACUGCCUGCCCCUGUGGCCGGGCAUCAACAUGGUGCUCCUGACCAAGAGCCCCAGCACGCCCCUGGCCCUGGCCCUGUACCAGCUGCUGGACGGGUUUUCCCUGCUGGAGAAGAGGCUGAAGGAGGGGCAGGAGGCCGGGAGCACCCUACGGUCCCACCCCCUUAUGGGGGACCUGCGCCAGAGGAUGGACAAGUUUGUCAAGAAUCGUGGGGGGCAAGAGAUUCAGAGCACCUGGCUGGAGUUCAAGACCAAGGCCUUCUCCAGGAGUGAACCUGCAUCGUCCUGGGAGCUGCUGCAGGCGUGCGGGAAGGUGAAGCGGCAGCUCUGUGCCAUCUACCGUCUUAGCUUCCUGAGCACGGCUCCAGGCCGGGGAGGCCCCCAGCUGCCCCAGCACCUGCAGGACCAGGUCCAGAAGCUGAUGCAAGAAAAGCUAAUGGACUGGAAGGACUUUCUGUUGGUGAAGAGCAGGAGGAACGUCACCAUGGUGUCGUACCUAGAGGACUUCCCAGGCUUGGUGCAUUUCAUCUACGUGGACCGCACGACCGGGCAGAUGGUGGCCCCUUCCCUCAGCAGCAGUGAAAGGACUUCAUCGGAGCUGGGCAAGGGGCCCCUGGCCGCCUUCAUCAGAACCAAGGUCUGGUCUCUGAUCCGGCUGGCGCGCAGAUACCUGCAGAAGGGCUACACCACGCUGUUGUUCCAGGAGGGCGACUUCUACUGCUCCUACUUCCUGUGGUUCGAGAACGAGAUGGGGUACAAGCUGCAGAUAAUGGAGGUGCCUGUCCUGUCCGAUGACUCGGCCCCCGUCGGCAUGCUGGGGGGAGACUACUACAGGAAGCUCCUGCGAUACUACAGCAAGGGCCACCCGGCUGAGGCUGUCAAGUGUUACGAGCUGCUAGCCCUCCACCUGUCGGUCAUCCCCACGGACGUGCUGGUGCAGCAGGCCGGCGAGCUGGCCCGGCGCCUGUGGGAGGCCUCGCGCGUCCCCCUGCUCUAGGCCAGCCCGGACUGCCCCAGUGCAGUCUGCCUGUGCGUCCUGGUUCUCCAGGCCCAACCCCGCUUGCAAACAUCCUCACGGCAAGAGCCUCCUCCUGGUCCUGGAGGCCACCCGAGGGUGGCACAGAGUUCCAGGGCAGCCCCAGGGUUUCUUAAAGAAAUUCCACCUAGACCAGGCUCCACGGGGUUGUGAACAAACCCCCACUCCUUCCCUCUGGAGGAGGAGGGAGGCCAGGGGGUUCCAUUGGUCUCCUUAUAACAGCAGUGGCUGUGAGGUUGGAGCUAGGGCAGCCACUGUUUCACACUGCCUCUUCGUUUAUCCCCAGGAGACAGGGAAGAAGUCCCCAGUGCCCGCGGGUGUCUGGAGACACCCUCCUUUCCUGCUGUUCUCGGAGUGGAGAAAGAACUCCCUCCCUCGGGAAGCCAUUUGCCUCCCAGAUGAAAGGGGCUCCACUGGCUGGGCGUGAUUCCAGCUCUGCG